Molecule: messenger RNA, 2001 nt
Organism: Hypoxylon trugodes
Lineage: Eukaryota; Fungi; Ascomycota; Sordariomycetes; Xylariales; Hypoxylaceae
Exons: 2
Coding region: 1-2001 (666 amino acids)
Source: RefSeq, a predicted model, not a curated record
AUGGGUAAUUACGCACAGAUCGAUCCGCGACCUGCGAUAUACAAUCGUUCCGGAAGACCCUCAAGUAGCGCUUCGAGCGUUGCGAGUUCGGUUAGGACGAACGAGACAUUCGACGCCAUACUUUCUAGCCCAUCUAGCAGCAGGACGAGCUUCGAAUCAUGGAAUUCGAGCCCGAAGAGAGCCGAGUACGGCUGGCAGCGACCGGCGCCCAUAAAACAAUAUAGACGGAGAAGGGACACAGGAGAACUUUUUGCUACCUUGCCUGAUGAAGUGUUAGGUCUUAUUUUGGACGAGUUGAGAAAGUCACACCUGGCGCCUAAUAGCACAAGCUGUGCGACAUGCAUGAUGAGGGACAUGUGCUCCAUUGCUGUCUCGUCGCGAAAGCUAGCGAAAGCUGCUCGGGUUAUACUUUAUGAGAAUAUCGAACUCGUCGGAGCAGAUUCGCACGCCCAAAGGAAGCGAUAUAAACUGAAUUUUGGCUCUCGUUUGGUGUUACUGCGUCGGACGUUAAGAGGGAACCCGGAUUUGGCCGCAAUGGUUCACACUUUGAAAGCACCAGCUGUGCCUCAAGGUGUUCCUCUCGAUUUAUACCAAAAUUUAGUUGCUUCGAUUAUUAUGGCGUGCCCCAAUUUCGAGCAAUUGGUUGGAUUCCAUCAAAACCAAGAUUAUUCGUUUAACCGCCUAUUCCACGCUCUCUCGACUAGGCGCAAACUGGUUGAAAUGCAUUGGACACUCGAGCCGUCUCAAUUUCAGAGGAAGCGCCGGUUAUCGAAUGCGGCGGCGCUACUAAAUUCGGAUAAUCCGAAUUAUCAAGAAGCCCCAGGAGAUCUUCUACCUCAGCAAAGCGAAGAAUUCCUUGAGCUUCAUACGGAUUGGGAAUAUUUAACAACAUUGUCAAUACAUUGCCUCCCGGGAGCAACAAUUACACCAAUAUCUCUUAUUCCGGAUAUAGUGUCUCGAUUACCAGCGCUUCAGAAUCUUCAUUUAUCUCAUUUACCAUUUACAGCAUUUAAUGACGCGAAUUUACUCUCGCUACCCUCAUUACAGACCAUAACAUUUUCGCAUCUUCCUGGUGUUUCUAGCGAAGGACUAUCCUCCUUCGUGCGGCGACCUUCGAGCCGAUCAAUUAAGAAACUUACUCUGCAGCACGUGGACGUGGAUUCAUUGCCCGCGCUCAGCCAGAUUCUCUCGAAUCUGACAUCGCUGGAGAGCUUUUCGCUAGUCCAGAAUUCGAUGCCGAUUAUGCCGCCAAAUGAGAUGAUAUGGUUAUUCCCCUAUUUAGCAUCGCCCUCGCUACGGAAGUUGCACUGGGAUAUCACGAGCCAUCAAAUAUGCGCCAAUGUGGCCGAUUCAAUCCUUGCGAAGAGCAUAGCAGCGAACGGCUUCCCUUCCCUUCGGGUCUUACGGACACCAAACGACCCCGAAGGAAUUUUCCAAUCGCUUUGCAAGCCAGUGGAGAGCAUUGAGGCGCCACCAAGUGAUAAACACCGAGGCCUUAUCUCGAAGUGCACUUCGCGACCUAGCCCUCCAGCGACGCCAACAACGCCCAGCACACCCAAGACCCCGAGCAAAUCACCUUCAGGCUUAAGUUUCCCGAUGGAGGACCAACUCUUCCCAUCAAAAGCAUCGAGCAAUCUAGCGCAAGCACGUCUAGCAGCCCAAAGCCGACUAGAAGCAGCGCGCCAGACACCACGAUUCGUGAUCAGCGUAACUGAGGAUGAGGUUGAGGUUGAGAAAUACGGUCUCGCGGGUUUCAUCGGACAAACCGAGUCUAAAAUUAAUUACUGCGUCACACCUGAUGAGGGUGCGUCUGAUGAGAGUGGUGGCUUGCUUGAUGUUACAGAUGUGCUAGGUGAUGGAGGUGAGAACUUGAGGUUUGAUGGAAGAGAAGGAUGUACUGGGAGAUGGAAUACGUAUAAUGGCAAUGUGGUCGAUAAGAAAGAUCGUGAGCGCUGGUUUCAUACGGAGAGGGGACGGUGGAGGCCUGUGACGCUUUCUUAA